Molecule: messenger RNA, 783 nt
Organism: Centrocercus urophasianus (Greater sage-grouse)
Lineage: Eukaryota; Metazoa; Chordata; Aves; Galliformes; Phasianidae
Gene: UPK1B
Product: uroplakin 1B
Exons: 7
Coding region: 1-783 (260 amino acids)
Cellular component (GO): membrane
Source: RefSeq, a predicted model, not a curated record
AUGGCAAAAACUGACAAUGGCAUACGCAUCUGUCAGGGUCUAUUAAUCCUGGGGAAUGUGGUCAUUGGGAUGUGCGGCAUUGCCCUGACAGCAGAAUGCAUCUUCUUUGUGUCAGAUCCCCAUGGCCUCUACCCUCUGCUGGAAGCCACAGAAAAUGAUGACAUCUAUGCUGCGGCCUGGAUUGGUAUCUUUGUUGGCUUUGCACUCCUCGCUCUGUCUAUCCUCGGCAUCAUUGGAGUCAUAAAGUCCAACAAGACCUUGCUACUGGUGUAUAUUAUUCUGAUGCUGAUCACUUAUGCAUUUGAAAUGGCUUCUUGCAUCACGGCAGCAACUCACCGAGACUUUCUUACUCCAAACCUCUUCCUGAAACAAAUGCUGGAAAGGUAUCUGAAAUCAGAUGCAGACAAUAACAAUGACAAAUGGAUGACCGAAGGGGUCACACAGACAUGGGAUAAUCUCAUGCUUCAGAACCAGUGCUGCGGGGUGAAUGGGCCCUCGGACUGGCAGGACUACACAUCUGCUUUUCGCGUGACACACAACGACGCCGACUUUCCUUGGCCACACAACUGCUGUGUCAUGGACAACCGAGGUGAACCCAUCAAUCUUGAUGGCUGCAAGCUUGGGGUCCCCGGCUUCUACAACAGCAACGGUUGUUACGAUGCUAUUUCUGGGCCACUGAACAGGCAAGCCUGGGGUGUUGCCUGGUUUGGUUUUGCCAUCCUCUGCUGGACUUUCUGCGUCCUCCUCGGAACCAUGUUCUACUGGAGCAGAAUUGCAUACUGA